Molecule: messenger RNA, 1842 nt
Organism: Armigeres subalbatus
Lineage: Eukaryota; Metazoa; Arthropoda; Insecta; Diptera; Culicidae
Exons: 4
Coding region: 123-1280 (385 amino acids)
Source: RefSeq, a predicted model, not a curated record
CAAAUUUUCACCCAUCAGCUCGGUCGCGGUUGUUGGGUUACACGGUCUCGCUGCGAAUCAAGUAGAACCAAGUGUGUCCAUUUAUAAAUAUCGUUCUCGUCGCGAUACGUCGCGGUAGCGUAAUGUUCAGGUUUAGUUUGAGUGCAGUAAUCCUGCUGGGAUCGAUUCUGGGACCGGCGCUGGGUCACUACAGUGGUCCGUUCCUGUUCUGGGGAGUGAGCGAUUUGAAGGACGUCGAAGUUUCCGCACUGGAGGCACUCGACGAUAAGUUUCUUCGGGACUUGUACUCGAAUGCGGCCGCGGUGGUGGUUUUUCUGAGAAAUGGAACGGCAAAGCUGAACGACGAUAAUUUUCCCAGCUUCCGGAGAGUGCUCGAGAAGCACGAGUAUGUGUACAGUGCCCAGGAGGAGCUAAGUUCGAACCCAUUGGAUUAUAAUGUCAAUGCUGAGAUAAUCAACCUGGUUGGCUCUCCCGCGCAGCAAGAUGUUGAACUGGCCGCUCUCUACCGCGAUUCGACCGGCAACUAUGGCGAGCGCAAGGUGCUCGGAAUAUUGGCCAGCCGGUGGGACGAACCGCACCAUAAGCUGUACAAACGCGAAGCCAAGCCCGAUUCGGCGGGCACCAGCACUACCCCGGCCGGGCCCACCGACGAGCCGGAAAUGGACGAUGCCAUCUACAACGUGGCCGGCAAGGCAAUCAUCUACAUCACUUCGGCGCCGGUGCUAACCAUCAACAGCACCGACGAGGAGUAUCUGCUCGACAAACAUACGGUGGCGACGUACGAUUCGCGUGAGAGCGAAAGCAAGCUGAUCGUCACGUUCAAGGUGGAGGAUAACAUCAAGCUAACGCUCAAAUUCCGAUUCGAAAUGGACGCGGGAUACUGGAACAUGCCAAAAGUGGAUGUCUUCCUAAUUGAUACCAAGAGCAAGGAUGCCAGCAAAACCACUGAUGUUACUCUGGAAAUCUCCGAAGGGGAUGCCCCAUACGCUCCGAUGGGAUUUUCCUACUCUUGCUCAAAACAGUUGGUGUACCGCAAUGGAUCCACUGUCCUAACGCUGGAAAACAUUCAGGUCCAACCGGCGCUGGAAGGCAGCACCAAGUUUGGCAGCGCCUGGGACUGCAUCGGAUUCACCACGGUCCCAAUCUGGUCCGGUUUGUUCGUGACAUCGUUCAUGGCCAUCGGGUUGGCACUGGCCAUCUGCGCCAUACUGGACAUCAAGCCCCCGAACCGGUUCGAAUCCCGCACCGGCAAGCAGCUCACGUUUACCGUGCAAGAGUAAGGCCCCCUCCGGCGUCCGGCCAUAGUUACAAGAAAUCCAACAAGCACUUAUGACCCGCAUGAACAACCUUUUGCACUCAUCCAAUGCGAAGAAAAUAUAGUAGUCGAUAGUCAUUAGAGCCGAGAGUUGAUCACCUGGACGAACUAGGAGAGAGAUUACAUGUGCGACUCUGGACCUCGAUCCGACGACACAACAACUUGAAAAUACUGCUACCAAUCGCUGCGUGAAGAGAUUAAUAAAUAGAAAACAAACCUCUCUUUAGUUGUGCCACCAUCGUUGGGAUUGAUUAACCGGGGAAACUAUCUUACGCUUUUCCAGUUAGUCAAUGCAAAUAGCUAUGCAAAGUGCGUUACGUGCUAAUCUAAGUUCAUUAGAGUGAAACAGGUUGUUCUUUUCGUAUUUUCAAAUAAUUUACAUUUUAUCUUGUUCAAUGUAUUAUAUAUUUGACGUAAAUCGAUCGUAUCUCAGCAAUGUUUAAGGAGUAUCAUCAUUGUCACAAUAGAAAUAAAUGAAAUUCUGAAGCGUAAGCAUCUUUCCGAUCAUUCGGGAAAAUCUAAGGAAA